Molecule: messenger RNA, 3378 nt
Organism: Temnothorax curvispinosus
Lineage: Eukaryota; Metazoa; Arthropoda; Insecta; Hymenoptera; Formicidae
Product: fatty acid hydroxylase domain-containing protein 2
Exons: 6
Coding region: 139-1185 (348 amino acids)
Biological process (GO): sterol biosynthetic process
Molecular function (GO): C-4 methylsterol oxidase activity; iron ion binding
Source: RefSeq, a predicted model, not a curated record
AAUCGUUGCUGGUCAGUGCGUCUCGUUUAACGACACGAGCUGCAGCGGUCAGCAGCGGUGAAUGAUCGGCGAGCACAACGCGUUCGGUCUGGAGCCACUUGAGAAACCAGUUUCAGCGCUAUCGCUCGUUUUAGGACAAUGUUUUGGCUGCAGAGAAUUCGACGUGCUUUACUAAAGUCGGAGUGCAAAACAACCCCGGCUAUUGGCGAUGCCUCGAAGAAUCAGACUCCGCCAACGCUUCUUUCAAGUUUAAGGAGCGUACUCUUCGUUAUCGGAACUGUGGUGAUCGGAUUCGCCGCCUUCUGUAAUUCUCUAACAUGGCAUUUACAAAGAUUCUGGGGUGCAUCCGGCGACUUUUGGCAAGCUCAGUGGGAUAAAAUUUUGGAUAAAUUUGGAGAUGAUCCUGUCACGCUAUGGGUUUACGGAUCCUUAGUGUUGACGAUCGCGGUUUACUGGAUUGUCGGUGGAAUUUACACUAUCCUAGACCUCACCAACCGGCCAGCAGCGCUGCGCAGAUACAAAAUACAGCCCGGCACGAACGAGCCAGUGGACAAAAGGGAGUUAUGCAAAGUGAUCGCUCAAGUACUGUUCAAUCAGAUCGUCGUCGGCUUACCCAUUAUGUAUCUCGGCUAUUACUUCAUGGAAUGGCGCGGUUACCCUCCGGUGCGCGAGCUACCGACCUUCCACUGGGUGCUGGCCGAGAUCGCGAUUCACAUAUUAUGCGAGGAAAUUGGCUUUUAUUACUCGCACAGAUUUCUUCAUAAGCGCUCCCUAUACAAAUAUAUACAUAAGCAGCAUCACGAAUGGACUGCGCCCAUAGCCGUCACCGCGUUGUAUUGUCAUCCUUUGGAAAACAUCGGCUCGAAUCUACUUCCACCUUUCUUGGGUGUAUUUAUCAUGGGUUCCCAUGUGGCCACCGCCUGGAUUUGGUUCUCGCUUGCGAUUCUUUCGACAUUGAAUGCACACUCCGGCUAUCAUUUACCGUUCUUCCCAUCGCCGGAAGCGCAUGACUUUCAUCACUUAAAAUUCAACCAAUGCUAUGGUGUGCUUGGCGUUUUAGACCGCAUCCACGGUACCGACACGCAAUUCCGUAAUUCGCGGAAUUAUGCGCGCCACAUAAUGAUGCUUAGUCUCAUACCGCCCAGGGAAGCUUUCCCAGAUGAGGCAAAGUACAAGUCAAAGUAAAGGAACCUUUCGACGACUAUAUGAUAGUUCUCAAAAGGUAAUCUCCGAUGGAACAAAAAUCUAUUUGAAUGCAAUAUUUCCUCAGCGGCGGCCGAGUUCGAAAACGUAAUAGAACGUAAAUAUAAUCGAUUUUAUCCAGCUAAUCGAUAAGCUUUUUCAAUAAAAAAAUUGAAUUAAUUUCAAUAAAUGCAUAAUUUUCAAUCGUUCUGAAGUCAGUAAUCCUCAAUUAUCUUUUUCAAUUGGGGAAUUCAUAGUAAUCACUCUUGUGAAAAAAAAACUCGGUUGUCCGCUCACUGAUCUAGUGAUAAUGACUGUAUAUACAAAUGCCAUUCAAGGUUGGACUGAAUAGAGAAAGUAGCGAAAAGAUUCGGAGGUUUGAGACAUGAAAAUUGAAUUUACUCUUUUAAACUAUCAAUAAGAAGAUAACAAAGUUAUUAAUAAGAUCGAAUAGCAAAGUUGUUUUAUUUUUACUUUGGCAGCAACAAACUGAAUUUUCUAUUAUCUAAUUCUAAAUGUUUAUUAUAUUGAUAUAUAAUAUAGAUAUUUCCAAUAUAAAACCCUCAAUUUUCGAAUUUAUAUAUUAGAUUGAUUCAUAAAUAAGUUCCGCUGCAGGUAAUAAUAAUUUAUCUUUUCUGAAAAUUCCAAGUUCUAAUUUCACUUAAUAAUUUUUAUUUUUACUUGAUGGUAAAAAGUCCCACAAUUGCAAAUCACUGUAAUAUGGUGCAUAUCGUAUACGAUUGUGAAAGUAAAAUCUUAAAAUAAAGGAUUUGAAAGUAUAUAUACGUCACAUAAUGCCUUGGGAAUUUACACGGGAACGUACUGUAGCGAGAUUUAAAAAAAUUGAAGUGUAUGUGAAAGUGUCGUAACAAAUCGAGCAGAACGAAAGCGGUUUGGAAAGUUUCCUUUGGGGAGACAUAACUUUGAAAGAUAAACUAUGGACUGAUCAUUAUUCUGACUUUGAUGACGAAGUUUUAUUAGGUACAACAAAAUUCACACAACAAAAAAGCAAAGAUACUAAAUCGUUCCAACCCAUUACAACCACGUCAUAUAAAAAAAAUGGAAUUUAUUUAUGAAUGAAUUCAAUAUCUCAUUUAUGUACGUGCAAAUUUGUAUGUACAUAAAUAUGCUAUACUAAAAUUAUAUGUGACAAAUAUGAGGUUCUCCGAUAAUUAUUUCUCGAAUUUUUCUUUCAGUUCGACCUUGGCGCCAUUCGUACUUUUCUAUAAUAUUUGUAGUAUUACUAUUAAGAAUACGUAUUAUAUUUAAGCUGUAUAUUCAUGCACAAGUUCUUACAUUAAAUUUAAUAACGUAUUUUUUACACUUCUAAUGUUUUUUUAAUAUACCAAAUUAACAAGUUUACUUUUUUGAUAAUGAUGGAAAAAGAUAAGGUUAUUAAUGUUAUUAUAAAUAAAACUUCUGUUCUUAAAUUCUUAAUCCAAUUAAUAUUUGAAAUUAUAUUUUCGUAGUACUUUCAAGUAUAUUGCAUUGUAAUGAAAAGACAAAUAACAUUUCAAAUAUGAGAAAUUACUAUUUUUAUAUUUAGUUUCAUAGCGCAGAUAUUAGCUUGAUUUAAUCUAAGAUUUAGUUUUAAUCUAAGAUAAGAUCUAAAUAACUGUACUUCUUUGAAAUAAAUAUAACUUUUACUAGAAUAUUAGAAAAAAAGGACAUUUAGGAAUUUGGAUUUCUCCUUACACUGAGAGAAAAGUAUACUAAAUAUAUCAUAUUGAUUAUAUAGACGCACACAUAUAUUAACACCAAUUAUUACCUGACAAUGAAUCUUUGAUAUAAAACGUUUUCACGGCAUUCUGUAUUUUUCUCGCGAGAAAAAUCUCCAUUUGUGAAAACUAAAUGAAAAGAAGAAACAAAUAUUCUUAUUUUAUUAACUACAAUGAUUUUAAAUCGUAUUUAACAAGGUGUAUCGCGAUAUUCUUGAAAAUCUUAAGAGAAUUUAGGAAAGAGGUAUAUAAAACUGUUACUUUAAAGUCACCUUAGAUCAUUGAAGAUCAAUAUGAAAUAAACCGAAGAUUAAUGUUUGAAUGUGCAGAUAUGUAAAGCGUGCAUAUAUGUAAAGCUCUCUUUCUGCAAUGUGAUUACUCAUCGAGUAUAAGGCUCGUAAUUAACAUGUUAUCAUUAACGUUACUGAAUUUAUGUACCUAUAUAAUAAGCUUAAUAAUAAAAUCUUUACAAAUGUCA